AUGGCCGUCCCUGCCGGCCUCGCCGCCUCCACCACGCUCCCGCUGCUGCUCCUCGUCUGGUGGCUCCCGCUCCUCGCGUCCGCCUGCGACCGCUGCGUGCGCCACUCCAAGGCCGCCUACUACACCUCCUCCCUCACCCUCGCCGGCGGCUCCUGCGGGUACGGCACCGAGGCCGCCUCCUUCAGCGCCGGCUUCCUCGCCGCCGCCAGCCCCGCGCUGUACCGCGCCGGCGUCGGCUGCGGCGCCUGCUUCCAGGUGCGUUGCAAGGACAAGAAGCUCUGCGCCGCGGCGGGCGCCAGGGUGGUGGUCACCGGUCUAGCCAGGACCAACCGAACCGACCUCGUGCUCAGCAGCACCGCGUUCGCCGCCAUGGCGCGCCCCGGCAUGGCCAGGCGCCUCGCCGGCCUCCGCACCGUCGACGUCGAGUACAAGAGGGUGCCGUGCGAGUACAAGCACAGGAACCUGUCGGUGAGGGUGGAGGACAAGAGCCGCGCGCCGGGGGACCUCGCCAUCAGGUUCCUCUACCAGGGCGGCCAGACCGACAUCGUCGCCGUCGACGUCGCGCAGGUGGGUUCGUCCAACUGGAAGUUCAUGACGCGCGACAACGGGCCGGCGUGGAGCACGAGCCAGGCGCCGCCGGGGCCGCUCCAGCUCAGGGUGGUGGUGACGGGCGGCUACGACGGCAAGUGGGUGUGGGCCGACCGCGAGGUGCUGCCGCGGCGGUGGCGCGCCGGCGAGGUCUACGACACGGGCGUCCAGAUCACUGACAUCGCCCAGGAGGGCUGCUUCCCCUGCGACACGCACGAGUGGGGAGUGAACGGCAGAAGCCAGAAGCUGAAGCUGAAGCUGGAACGGAAUUGGGCCUCUGGCUGGCCCUGA
Molecule: messenger RNA, 879 nt
Organism: Miscanthus lutarioriparius
Lineage: Eukaryota; Viridiplantae; Streptophyta; Magnoliopsida; Poales; Poaceae
Source: the annotation of a GenBank genome assembly